AUGUUUGAAAGUGAGGACGGUCUUAAGAUUAAUGCAAAUAUGCUCGAACAGUUGCAGGAGUGGAAUUUAAUUCCUCGUGAAGGGCAAUAUUUAUGCGCUCGGGGCCAUCCGCUGAAAUUGUUGGAGUGCACUGCAUCAUCGGAUGGAUUCGUUUGGAGGUGCCGUAAAAUUUCGAAGUCUGGAAAGCAAGUGCGAACGUGUAAUCAGCAAAUUUCAUUAAGAAAAAACACAUUCUUUGAUAGGUCGAGGCUAUCGAUAGUGAAGCUCAUUGCAUUUUCUUACUUUUGGUUGAAGAAUGUGACACAAGAUUUUAUAAUUGAGGAGUUAAGUAUUACAAGACCGACCGCAGUUGAUUGGUGUAAUUUUUGCCGUGAGGUAGUGUAUGACGGCAUGUUUGUAAAGGGGCGGAAAAUUGGAGGUGUCGGGUCUAUUGUUGAGAUAGACGAAAGCAAAUUCGGACGCCGGAAGUAUCAUCGUGGACACGCUGUUGAAGGGCAAUGGGUUUUUGGUGGAGUGGAGCGUGCUACCAAUAAGUGUUUUCUUGUUCCCGUUGAAAAGCGGGAUAAGGAAACUUUAUUGGCAGUUAUAAAGAAUUGGAUUCUUCCUAACACGACCAUAGUUUCCGAUUUUUGGAAGGUGAGUUUAAUGCCUAAGUGCCCAUAUAUGUGUAUAUAA
Messenger RNA from Rhagoletis pomonella (apple maggot), 675 nucleotides. RefSeq lists its product as uncharacterized. The record is from RefSeq and is a predicted model, not a curated record. NCBI's taxonomy places the organism in Eukaryota, Metazoa, Arthropoda, Insecta, Diptera, Tephritidae. The transcript is spliced from 2 exons. Bases 1 to 675 code for a protein of 224 amino acids.